AUGUGGAGAGCGUUGUCGAAUGCCCUGCCUUCCAUGUGGUAUCUCUUCCAAAGGAAAAUUGUGAAAACUCCAAUUUGUGGUAUAUGUGGUGAUUAUCCAGAGACGAUUGAGCAUUGCUUGUUUCAUUGUCCCUGGACUUUAGCUAUGUGGUUCGGGUGCUCCCUAGGCUACAUUCCUGACAGGGGAAGGAUUUCUCAUCUUGAGGAGUGGUUGUUGGAGAUUCAUAAGAAUGCUGGUAUGUUUUCUUGUGAAAGAGAGGAUGUGUUUAAUCUUGUCUGUUUGCAUUUGUGGGAGAUUUGGAAGCACAAGUGUUCAGUGAUUAUGAGAAAUAGUACUCCAAACCCUAGUCUUGUCAAUGAAAAUAUUCAAAGAGGUAUUUUGAACUGGGAAGAAGCUAGGAUGUCUAUGGUUCAACCCUCUCAGUCUAUUCCAAGACCCAUUUCUUUGUGGGUUCCCCCUCUUGUAAAUGUGGUGAAAAUCAAUUUUGAUGGUGCCUGGAAGGAGUCAAACCACAACAGUGGCUUGGGAAUUAUUAUUUGCAGCCAUAUGGGUGUGUCUAUUGCAGGGGCUAGCCUUUUUCGGUCUUACAAUUCAACUGUAGAAGCUGAGGCUAAGGCUCUUCUUUGUGGUGUCAAAAUGGCGGUGGUUCUGAAAUUGGAGCAUAUUAUUGUCGAAGGGGAUUGUCAAGAGGUGAUCAAGGCUCUAAAUGAGUCUUUAGCUUCUCCUUGUUGGAGAAUCUCCCCUAUCCUAAAGAAGGUCGCUCACUUGGUGCCACUUUUCAGAAGGAUUCAUUGGAACUGGGUUCCACGAGAAGCUAACCGCCUUGCAAAUGCAGCGGCUAAGCUUGCCAUCCAGAGUUUGUGCUCUCAAGAAUGGGCCAACAGGCCUCCAAACUCUUUGAUCAAUGUUUUAAGGAGUGAUGGAUUGCCUGGUCCUCCUUAA
Messenger RNA from Fragaria vesca subsp. vesca, 942 nucleotides. RefSeq names its product putative ribonuclease H protein At1g65750-like. Lineage: Eukaryota; Viridiplantae; Streptophyta; Magnoliopsida; Rosales; Rosaceae. The record is from RefSeq and is a predicted model, not a curated record. The coding region runs from base 1 to 942 and encodes 313 amino acids. The transcript has a single exon.